UUUGCAUGUAACUACCUGCAAAUGCGAUCCAUCUCCCUCUCUCUCUUCUGCAUGGAAUAUGGUCCCCUUCUUGUUCUAGCUGCAACUCUAUCUUACAAUAACUAAUCACCCUUUUUAGUCUUUCUUUUCGCACCAACAAACAUCCAAAUUCUAAAAACCUCACUUUAACCAUUCGUAUGUAAUGGUCCAGUCCCGUUUAUUAAUCCUAACAGCUCGAUAUUUCCCCUUCGUUCUCAAAUACCCAUCACUUACUGUUUCUCUUCUUAUUAUUGUUUCUGCUAGUAUUAUUAAUUGUGCCUUGAGAAAUGUGCAUGUCUUUUCUGUGAUUCUAGAUUUUGGUCCUUACUUAAUCCCUUUGAUUCCUUUUCUUUUGUAGACAUUACUGAAAGAAUGUUUGUUUAGAUCUUGUCCUAAGCAUCCUCUAGCUUGUACUACUGCGGCAAUUUCAUGUCAAACCUGAGAUUCUAACAAGAACCAUGCCAUUUUCGUCCUUCUUUCAUAGGGUCUACUUCAUUUUUCCUUGUGAAUGAUGUGGUAAAUUCGGUUAUCCUUUUGAGGUUUAAUCUCUGUUUCUUUACUCUUUCUCUUACUCUCAACCAUAAUAAAAACGUCUGUUAUUUUUCUGUGUAUCAUUCUCAUUCUCAACCUUAACAAAGUCGUUUCCGGCCAGCUAACUUCCCAUUUUAGUAUCACUUUUCUUGUAUAAUUUUUCUCAAUCUGAAACCAAUGAGGAGACACUUCAUGAAAAAACAAUCAUUUAUCAUUGUCUUUCUUCUACUGCCCCUUGUCCUGAAUGUUUCAUGUUUAGGACAACAAACAGAGACUCCGAUGGAGAAAACAGAGAAAGAAUCCUUGUACUCUACUAUUCAAGGGUUUGUGGGUAAUUGGUGGAAUGGUUCAGACCUUUAUCCAGAUCCUUGUGGUUGGACUCCUAUACAGGGAGUAGAUUGUGAUGUCGUCGACGGUUUAUGGUACGUUACAGGAUUGAGCAUAGGUCCUAUCCACGAUAACUAUCCAAGUUGCACUGAAGAUUCAGAGUUCAGAAGUCAUCUCUUCGAGUUCAAGCACUUGAAAACACUCACUUUCUACAAUUGUUUCGUCUCUGCUAACAAUCAUGGUAAAUCAAUCUCUUCUCUAAACUGGGGAAAACUCGGUGGAACCUUAGAAUCUUUAGAAUUCAGAGAAAACCCGGGUUUAACAGGGAGAAUACCGCAAGGUUUUGGUGAAAUAAUGAAACUUCAAUCUUUAGUUCUACUUGAGAAUGGAUUAUCAGGUGCACUACCAAAUAAUCUUGGGAACUUGGUUAGUUUAAGAAGACUCGUUCUCGCCGGUAAUAGAUUUACAGGUGGAAUUCCAGCUAGUUUGGGUAAUCUGACUAAGCUCUUAAUCUUUGAUUCAAGUAGGAAUUAUCUAACCGGCGUUUUGCCGAACACUAUUGGAGGUAUGAAUUCAAUUCUAAAGCUUGAUUUGAGUAACAAUUUUUUAAGUGGAAAGUUACCAAAUGAAAUUGGAAACUUAAAAACUCUCACUCUACUAGAUUUGUGGAACAACAAGUUUUCAGGUGGAUUAACUCAAUCUCUUCAAGAAGUGACUUCUUUAGAAGAAAUGGUUUUAUCUGAUAACCCAAUUGGUGGAAAUCUGAUGGGAUUUAAGUGGGAAAACUUACAAAAUUUGGUGACAUUAGAUCUCUCUAAAACGGGUUUAACCGGAGAAAUUCCUGAAUCAAUUGGAGAGUUGAAAAGAUUGAGAUUUUUGGGUUUGAACGAUAAUAAUCUCAUAGGAAACUUAUCUCCAAAAUUAGCAGAUUUGCCUUCUUUAAGUACUGUCCGUUUGAAUGGAAAUAAUUUCUCAGGAGAACUCAAAUUUUCUAAAUGGUUUUAUGAGAAAAUGGGCAGGCGAUUUGGUGCUUGGAGUAACCCGAAUCUUUGUUAUGCAAUGGAGUUAUUAUCAUCAAGUAAUGUGCCAGUUGGAGUAAAGCCGUGUCGGGAGAAGCUGAGUUAUUUGAAUAUAGAUUCAGGAACUAAAUUGGAUACGAAUGAAAGUGUAGGCCAGACAUCUGGUUCUACAGCAGUCCGAUUAAAAGCAAAAGCUUCAGUACUCUGUUGUACUUUUGAUGGGUCUUGGUGGGAAUUCGGAUUUCAGAAAAUGGUGGUAGUUCUUCUCCUCACGGGCUUCAUCUUAUAGAAGAAGAAUAGAAGUUUCUUAUGGUUGUUUUGCGCGUUAUUUUAUUUUUUUUGUAGCGAAAUCAAAAUAACUAACAUGAAAUGAAUUCGAAAACUAGUUGUCUAAAUAUUUCUAAGAUUUAGUGACACUUUUGUGGUUGUAAUGUAAGAUACUACCCGGUAAUCUGCUCUCUUAUACAGCAUAUAUAUAAUAAAAAAAAAUUAAAAAGA
Molecule: messenger RNA, 2393 nt
Organism: Papaver somniferum (opium poppy)
Lineage: Eukaryota; Viridiplantae; Streptophyta; Magnoliopsida; Ranunculales; Papaveraceae
Product: piriformospora indica-insensitive protein 2
Exons: 2
Coding region: 727-2184 (485 amino acids)
Molecular function (GO): protein binding
Source: RefSeq, a predicted model, not a curated record